Messenger RNA from Didymodactylos carnosus, 300 nucleotides. NCBI's taxonomy places the organism in Eukaryota, Metazoa, Rotifera, Eurotatoria, Philodinida, Philodinidae. The record is from the annotation of a GenBank genome assembly.
AUGUCAAGAUUCUCAUUAGCACCGUUAGCCUGCUAUGUUCAACAACAGUACACACCAGCACGACGUUAUACCAUUAGAUGGAUUGGUCUAUGCAUUCUAACUAUGUAUUUCGUUGGCCCACGUUUACUAUCGAAAUAUGAUUAUAUUGAUGUCAAAGGUGAAUCAUCCAUAUGUCAUGUUACUGAAAGUCAAAUGGAAAAAUUUCAUCACUAUAAUAAUCGUGGGCAAAAUAAAGUUAUCAUCUAUUAUCAUCCCACAUGGAUUGUGACGUACAAUACAAAGGAUGAGAAAAGUUUAUAG